GUUCCACAGGUGGUAUUCUUGAAUCUAGCUCUAGCUUUCCUGAGACUAGCUCUCUGUGAUUGGUCGCGAUGGCGCCUACUACUCAAACACCAUAUUGGUGUUUUACGCUGAAUAACCCGGGUGAACACCGGGUGCCGUAUGAUCGGAAGAUUGUUCAAUAUGUUUGUUAUCAACUGGAGGAGGGGGUUCAGAAGACGCCCCAUUUUCAGGGCUUUGUCCAGUUCGUCGACAAGAAGACUACGAUGAAAAGGGCCAAGGAGUAUCUUGGUGGUCGGUAUCACCUCGAGCCCAUGAAGGCUCGAGAUCCUAUGGAUGCUAUUCGGUAUACCAAGAAGGCAGAGGGCCGUCUUGAUGGUCCCUGGGAGCAUGGCGAGUUUCUCAUGGCGCGGUCCAAUAAGCGCAAGAAGAGUGAUAUGGAAGAGGAGUAUGAUGCUGAUCCUCGGUCUUUCAAGUUAUCUUUGGCUCGUUCUGGAUGGGCGUAUAUUCUGCCACGGGGUUUGGCAGACAUGACUUACCAGUGGGCUCGUCAAGGAGUGCAGAAGAAUGUUGUCGUUGAUAUUGAGCGGCGUGUCUCGUCGAGUCAUUACGAUGGGAUCUAUUCAUUUAUCGAGAUGGUCAAGAAUCGAGUGAUUUCAAAUACCAAGUACCGAUCGGUUGUCGGAUUUAUGAGGUUGGAUGUCCAUGUUGUUGUUGUUGUUACGAACGUCAUGUUUGGUGAUACUAAGAUUACUCGUGGGCGCAUGUGCUUGCAUGACUUGUCUGGUAGCUCUGAAGUAUAG
Messenger RNA from Aspergillus costaricaensis CBS 115574, 779 nucleotides. RefSeq lists its product as uncharacterized. The coding region runs from base 69 to 779 and encodes 236 amino acids. The transcript is spliced from 2 exons. Lineage: Eukaryota; Fungi; Ascomycota; Eurotiomycetes; Eurotiales; Aspergillaceae. Gene Ontology annotation, biological process: DNA replication. The record is from RefSeq and is a predicted model, not a curated record. Gene Ontology annotation, molecular function: DNA endonuclease activity, producing 5'-phosphomonoesters; nucleotidyltransferase activity.